Sarcophilus harrisii (Tasmanian devil) is the source of this 3465-nucleotide messenger RNA. It is a transcript of the gene TBCCD1, whose product is annotated as TBCC domain containing 1. The transcript is spliced from 8 exons. The coding region runs from base 861 to 2534 and encodes 557 amino acids. Gene Ontology annotation, biological process: maintenance of centrosome location; maintenance of Golgi location. Gene Ontology annotation, cellular component: spindle pole centrosome. NCBI's taxonomy places the organism in Eukaryota, Metazoa, Chordata, Mammalia, Dasyuromorphia, Dasyuridae. The record is from RefSeq and is a predicted model, not a curated record.
CUAAAGCCCCUCUCCCCUGCAGGAGGAGAGAGUUGGAGGGCCCCGGGGCCGGACCUGCUCUAGUCCGGGCCCUUAUUCCGGGCUGCCUGUGCCGGGAAGCCCGAGAGCCAGUGUCGCUCUGUCUGCAGCCUUUCAAGAAUAGUCCCCGCUCCGUCCAGAAUAAACAUCUCGUUCCCGCCUGCACCUCUAUCUCCUCCUUGUGGUCCCUCUGCCCUCUUUGGCUUGUUUUCCCAGGAUCCCCGAGGGGAAGGAGUCCGGCAGCGUAGAAACACAAGAAUGUGUUUCAGAGGCAGAAUUUAUCCCUCCUCAGCGAGGAGGAAAAGAUGAAUAAAAACCCCCAAAACCUUUUCCUUUUGUUUUCCCGCCGUAAUCUUCCAUCAAUGGUUUUUGAAAUGUUUUUGUCCCUUAGUUUCCUCAGAAUGACCAGUGCAGCCCUGUGGCAUCUUCCAGUCAUCCAGGAAAUCGUAGCCAGGAGAAAUACUCCUUAUGGACAGCAGAUUUUUGGGUGAACACUGGCAUCUGGAUAUGCAAGACUGAGAAGGAGCAAGAUAAAACAGGAUGGGGAAAGAGAAACAAACUUCCCAUUCCCUGAAUUCUUAGACGGAGUGGAGCAAGUUUUCCCUCGGGACGCCUUAGCUCCAGUUAGCUUCUGCAGGCUGUCGUGGAACCAGGCACUUUUUGUGUAUCAAGCUCGAUCUUUCAGGCCAUUUCCAUUUUGUAGAUAGCUGCGGGUCUCACUGACUUCUCCCUGUCAGCAGGGACGUGGCUUCCCUUAGCAUCACUGCCAUGUGAGGUCCUCGGGGAGCCCGUCUAGGGUUUGCAAAGGAGCCGCUUGAGACACAGAUGGUGUCUGAGUUAAAAUGGAGCAGUCGGCUGUCCACCUGUGGGUGAGAACAGAACCGUUUAUAGUGGGCACUUUGCCUCUCCCUCCUCCAGCCAAGUUCAGCCUUCACUAUCUCAGAAAGAUCUCCACGUAUGUUCGAACCCGAGCCAGGGAGGGAGGCUACCCGCGCCUCUUCUGGCCCACGUGGAAGCACAUCGCCUGUGGCAAGCUGCAGUUGGCCAAGGACAUAGCUUGGCUUUACUUUGAAAUCUUCGAUAGUCUGGUGGUGAGGACCCCUGAGGAGCGGCUGGAAUGGGCCGAACUGAUAUCGAGCUGCGUGUGUGAGGAAGACGUGGAGAAGCAGAGGAGCAAGCUUUCAGUGGACACUCUUCAGUUCCUGCUAUUUUUGUAUAUACAACAAUUAAAUAAGGUUUCCUUAAGAACGUCUUUGAUUGGGGAAGAAUGGCCAAGUCCCAGAAACAGAUCUCCAUCUCCGGACUUCACUGGAAAAUCCAUCUGUCAUAAUAAGACCUGGAAUGAUUGCAGCCACCAAGCCUUUGUCUAUAACCAUCUGUCCGAUCUCCUGGAGCUCCUUUUGGACCCAGAGCAGCUCUCCGAUUCCUCCCACUGCACCCACAACAGCCAGGUCUGUCCCGAGGCUGUGCAGGCCCUCAGCUUUCUCAUUGAGGGCACCGUCAGCAAAGCCAGGAAGGUCUAUCCGAUCCACGAGCUCGCUCUGUGGCAGCCUCUGCAUUCAGAGAGCGGCUUCUCGAAGAUUUCCAAAACCUUCUCCUUCUCGAAGCUGGAAGCCUGGCUCAGGUGCUGUUUGACUGCCAACCCGUUUGGUACAUCGGCUUGCCUCAAGACUGGGAAGAAGCUGGCUUGGGCUCAGCAAGUUGAAGGUACCACGAAGAGAGCCAAGAUUGCUUGUAACACACACAUGGCCCCCAAGAUCCACCGCAUCGUGGUGAUGACCCAGGUGUACAAGCAGACCCUGGCCAAGAGCUCAGAGACCUUGGUUGGGGCCCAUGUGAAGAUUCACCGUUGCAAUGAGUCUUUCAUAUACCUGCUGUCUCCUUUACGGUCGGUGACCGUGGAGAAGUGCAGGAACAGCACGCUGGUGCUGGGGCCCGUGCAGACCUCACUGCACCUCCACGGCUGCGACAACGUGAAGGUCAUCGCGGUUUGCCACCGCUUGUCCGUCUCCUCCACCUCGGGCUGCACCUUCCACGUUCUGACGCCCACGCGCCCCCUCCUCCUCGCCGGCAACCAGAUGGUGACGUUCGCGCCUUUCCACACCCACUACCCCAUGCUGGAAGACCACAUGGCCAAGAAUGGGCUCGCCACGGUGCCCAACUAUUGGGACAAGCCGAUGGUCGUGUGCAGGGAGAAUAACGACGCCAGGAUCUUCCGGCUGCUGCCUCCCUGUGAGUUCUAUGUGUUCGUGAUUCCAUUUGAGAUGGAAGGGGACACGACCGAGAUUCCAGGGGGGCUUCCGCCAGCCUACCAGAAGGCCCUGGGCCAGCGCGAGCAGAAGAUACAGAUCUGGCAGAAGACAGUGAAGGAGGCGGGUUUGACAAAGGAUCAAAGGAAGCAAUUCCAGGUGCUGGUUGAGAACAAGUUUUACGAAUGGCUGAUUAACACAGGGCAGAGCCAGCAGCUGGACAGCCUCGUGCCUCCUGCAGCAGGGUCGAAACAGGCCGCAGGAUAAGACGUGCUACAAGCCAUGGUAUCAAGAGGGGAAUAUCUGAUGGGAGCAGACAAGGGAGCUGGAGAGAAUGGACAAGCCCAGCAAGAAAAGGAAUUGCACGUGAGCCCAGUCUCUUUUUCCACACACCUCAAAAUAGAUUGAAAUUCAUUGUGAAUUUUAACACCAAAAACCAAUGUUAAUGAUUCAGGGGUGUUCCUGUGCUUUCUAAGAAAAUAUGAAGCAGAAUGACUGAUUUUAAAAUGUUGAUGUUCUGUUACCAGCACAGUACAGGACACAUGACACAUUAAAAAAUUCUAGCAUCUCAAAGGUAAGAUGGGAACUAUCAGGGCAACUAUUAGCACUGGACUCCAUUGGGGUUAAUUGUCCUGUUUGAAACUUUUGCUUGAUUUAAGUCUCUUAACUCUCUUUUUACAAUAUAAACGCAAUUGGAAACAAAUUGGCCAUAUAAAUAAAGGAUAUCACAAACCAAAGAAUGCCAAUUUUUACCAUUUUGAAGAUGACAAAGUUAGUAGCAACAGUUCCAUGUUAUUAUUUUUAUACUGAAGUAUUAGACUGUUGAGUUACAAAUGAACAGCUUUUAUUUGGAAGCAAAGAAGUUCUCCUUGUAGAGCUAUGAAAGAUAGUUUUUAUUUACUGCAGUUUGGAUGCCUUUAAAACGUUUUUGAUGGAAAUAUGCAUAUGUAUAUAUGUUGUCAUUUCUUGGUGUAUAAAAGUCAGAAGAAAUAUUUUUAUAUAGAGAUUGUUCUAGCGUUUAAUCUGUGAAACAAUGAAAUUUUUUUAAAAAAAAUAAUGUUUAUUCUCUGUUCAAAGUUGUAAUUAAUUGUAAAAAGUAUUUUUGCUUUCUUGUGAGAAUAUAGAGCUUCUACCUUUAUGCCUGAUAUUUUCAAGUAGAGCUAUUCUGUGAUGUCAAAAUAAAGUUUACAUUUUGUUA